Molecule: messenger RNA, 2794 nt
Organism: Sinocyclocheilus rhinocerous
Lineage: Eukaryota; Metazoa; Chordata; Actinopteri; Cypriniformes; Cyprinidae
Product: protoporphyrinogen oxidase
Exons: 14
Coding region: 127-1560 (477 amino acids)
Biological process (GO): heme biosynthetic process
Cellular component (GO): mitochondrial inner membrane
Molecular function (GO): protoporphyrinogen oxidase activity, oxygen as acceptor
Source: RefSeq, a predicted model, not a curated record
GCUUGUCGCUUCACUACUACACAAGACGCUUGUGUAACUAACAGCAGAAGCCGUGUUGUCCAAAUUAUACAAUUAUAUGCAGACUUUGGUCAGUCUUGUUGCAGGUGUGGUAGUGUUUGGAGCUGAAUGCAGAAGGUCGUAGCAGUGCUUGGUGGGGGGAUUGGGGGUCUGUCGGCCUGUCAUCAUCUGAGCAAGUGUCCUAAUGUUUCCAAGAUUGUACUGCUGGAGAAAUCUGGGAGAUGUGGGGGUUGGUUGCGCUCCAUACGGAGAGAUGAUGGGGCCGUGUUUGAACAGGGACCACGAGGGGUGCGACCUGCAGGUUCUGUCGGCCGGAACACUUUGAAUAUGGUCUCUGAGUUGGGUCUUGAGUCUGAAAUCCUGCCUGUUACAAAGGAUCAUGUGGCGUCUAAGAACCGCUUCCUGUAUGUGAAGGGACAGCUGCACAAGAUGCCAUCGGGACCAGGUGGGGUUAUCCGCACCAUCCCUCCUUUCUCUCGACCCAUAAUUCAGAGCGUUCUGAAGGAGGUACUGAUCAGGAAAGGGACAGAGGAAGAUGAAUCUGUGCAUGCGUUUGUGUCCAGACGAAUGGGUUCUGAGUUGGCGGAUAUAGCCAUAGACAGCCUGUGUAGAGGAGUUUUUGCUGGAGACAGCAGACAGUUGAGUGUACGGUCCUGCUUUCCACCUCUUUAUGAAGCAGAGCGGUCUCGGGGCUCCAUCGUGCUGGGCAUGCUGAUGGGUUCAGGAGGUGGUCCUAAAGUAGUCUCUUCUGACUUGGCAAAGAGAGCAUCUAAAGAGUCCUGGACUCAGUGGUCUCUUAAAAGAGGCAUGCAGGCAUUCCCAGAGGCCUUGGAGGACAUGCUGAAGAGACGAGAACGAGUGGAGCUUCAUCAUCAUGCCAAAGUGAAGAGUCUGAAUAUGAACGGUGGAGGCUGGGAGAUCAAACUAGAUGAUGGCAUCUCUUUGAAAGCUGAUCAUGUGAUUUCUACGCUACCUGCAUCAGAAUUGGCCUCUGUGCUGCCCCCUGCUGCUCAACACCUGUCGGAACAGCUGCGAUCCAUCGCUUCUGUAAAUGUCGCUGUGGUGAAUUUGGAAUAUGAAGGCUUCAUCCUUCCUUUUACUGGCUUUGGACAUUUGGUGCCUUCCUCUGAAGAUCCUGGUCUGUUGGGGGUGGUGUACGACUCUGUUCCCUUUCCACAACACAAUCGGAGUGGAGGAUUGACCACUAGACUGACGGUGAUGAUGGGGGGCGCGUGGUUUGAGCAGACGUUUGGUCAUCCUGAUUCAGUGACGAAGCAGACGCUGUUGGAUCGAGCCACCCAGGCUGUGACCUCUCACCUGGGCGUAAACUCUCAACCUGUAUGGAGCUGUGUCGCUUUACACAAGAACUGCAUUCCGCAGUAUCAUUUAGGACACUGGAAACGACUUGAAAAGAUGAGGCAAUACAUCAGCAACCACAAUCUGCCCCUUACACUGGCGGGAGCUUCCUACGAUGGUGUCUCUGUCAAUGAUGUUAUAUUUAGUGGGCGGACUGCAGCUGAGGGUCGCAUUGGGAAAACAUGAUUCCUGGGAAGGAAUCACUAAUAUAUGAACAACAUGCUUUACUUGAACCCAGAAUGGAAAUCAAGAAGAGUACAUCCAAUUGUUUGGUGAUGCAAAAUCUUUAAAAAAAUCAUUAUUAGUAUAAUUUGAUAUAUCAUGUUUUGUUUUCCAUUAAAAUCUAAAUGUCCUUCAAAGAAGAUACGUUGACUUCAGAAAUAAAACUGAAAGGUAAUAAGAGUGAAAAUAUUUUGUAAUUUAUUGGCUUGACAUUUUCUUAAACAUCCCUAAAUGUUAAUAUUUCUCUUUUUUCAGUGAAAAAUGAGUCACCAAUAAUUAACUUUACCAGUAUUAUCAGUUAAUUGCAGCCAAAUGAUUGUAGAAUUAAAAAUUAAAUGUUUUAUUUUAUGUUUGUCUGUGGUGAAAUUGAACUUUGGAUGAGGAAUAUUGUAUAUUUUCAUCAGUCAUUUUCAUCAAAGUUUGACAUCUUGGGCUGUGAAAUUGUCAGUUGCUACUGGUAUCUCACCAGAACUCACUCUUGCAUUAGGAAAGGUUACUCUGACCUUCAUUCACAUUACCUCAGCACCUAUCAAAAAUGGCUAGGGGUAGACUCAGAUGUUUGAAAUAGUAUAUUUUCAACCGUUUCCUCCAUUUGUCUGAAAGAAGAUGCUGGUUUUCAGGUGUUUUGACUAGGCUGAGAUGAAGUGCCAUUAGAUCAGGCUGCACUAAAAAACAUUUUGCACUGAAAAUUUCACACCAUUACACUGAAGUGGUUUCAGUGGCAAAUGUACAACUUAUAUUUUGCAUUUGAGCCAAGCAGCAGAUUGGUAAUGGCUGUGACCGUCUGCAUUGUCGUUGACUUUUUUUUUUAAAGUUUACUAUUACUCAGAGAACCAGACCUUUAAUUGGUGCUUGAGAGCCAUUUGUUUCACACACAGAUGCUUUGCAAAGCAUUUCUCUUAAUGUGUCACGCAGCUUCAAUUUGUGAUGAUGUUUUAUCACAGAAAUGCACUGGUGUGCCUUUUUGCCUUUUACAUGCAGUAAUUGUGAGACAUCAGUGAAUGCAAUUUUAUAUUGCAUUGUUACAUUAUGGAUCCACUAGCAAUGGAGACUGAUUGUGCUGUUUUGGGCCUUAGGUGCUUAUGGUGAAUGUGACUUUUUGUAUAGUAUGUAACUCAGCAAUAAUUCCAUGAAAGAUUUUUUCUGACAACCGCUUAAUAAAUGAUCAUGUGUUUUUGUGUGAUUGUCUCAGAGCAAU